Molecule: messenger RNA, 2754 nt
Organism: Monomorium pharaonis (pharaoh ant)
Lineage: Eukaryota; Metazoa; Arthropoda; Insecta; Hymenoptera; Formicidae
Exons: 6
Coding region: 137-2491 (784 amino acids)
Biological process (GO): sensory perception of taste
Cellular component (GO): membrane; axon; dendrite
Source: RefSeq, a predicted model, not a curated record
CAUUGCAUGUUAAUUUACAUAUUUGUAAUGUAAAGACAAAAUUAAAAACAUUAUUAUAAAAAACAGUUUUAAUGAUAACACGUGAAUUAAUGUUAAAGUGCAUCAAUAAUGACAAAAAACUCCAAACAAUCAAGUGAUGAAAAAAAGGCUAUUCCACGCCACGGACUUUCAAUCACUAAUGUAUGUCAACUUCACUAUCUGCAAAAUUCUCGGAGUAUUUCCAUACAAGAUCAAGGGUUCAACUUUCGAAACUUCAAAAUCACGAUACGUUUUGUUCACUAUCGUUAUCUGCGCUAUCUGCUUUUACGAAAUGCUGAUGUUCUAUAUACUCAAUUUCUCCGGAGAAGUCAAGCUUGAAGUGCCCAGGAUUAUCACAUAUAACUUUCAUUUUAUACUUGGAGUAUUUGUAGUCAUUGUUUGGCAUGUUUUAAGCGGUCCAAGAAUGCGUUUGCUCCAGAAUAUACAAGAAAUUUCUUCAAAAUUGUCCCCAGAAUCUUAUCAAAAGCUCUCUAAACUAAUCCAUACAAAAGAUAUCAUCACAAUUUUCUUUAUAUUGUGGCUAUUGGUGACGGUAAUUCACAAUAAUGACAUGGUCAUUGAUGCUUCACUCGAGCCACUAAGAUUCUAUAUCGCCACAAUAGUGUUUCAGAUGGACAUGCUGCACAUGAAUUGUGCUUGUGUCUUAAAGGCCUGUUUCGAAGAUAUCAAUAAUAAUCUAGAGAAUCUGCAGAAGUUUAUGGUGAACGAUAUCUCUAGACGCGUCUACCAUGAGCAAAGAAAUCUACUGAUGGAACUCAAAGCUCUGAAGAAACAACAUCUGAUGGUCAGCAAUGUAGUACAAAUGCUGAACAUAAACUUUAGCUUGCAGGUUCUCGUUACCAUAUGCGUAGUCUUUAAACAGAUCACUUUCUUCUUGUAUUUCCAUAUAGUGCAAUGGCAAGACGGGAUAUCCAUUAUUUUCGACAAGCAGAUUAAUGGAGAAUUUUUUGUAACGCAUUUAUCGUUUUAUCUUACAAGAAUAUCGUUAAUAGUAUGGGCUUGCGAAACUGGCAAAAAUCAAGCCACAAGAAUUAGUACCACUGUUCAUGAUGUGCUUAAUGUCACUAAUAAUAAGCAAAUAAAACACGAGUUGCAGCUAUUUUCCUUGCAAAUAUUGCAUCGCAAAAAUACAUUUUCUGCAAAAGCUCUUCCCAUAGACGCGACACUUCUUACUACGUUUGCACGUGACAUUACAUUGAUCAUGUUUAAUCCGUCGUGGAACUUUCAAAGACGAGUCAAGAGCAAAAUGUGGGAAAGAUGGCAACUGUUUCACGCUACGGACUUUCAAUCUCUAAUGUAUCCUUGCUUCACCAUUUGCCGUAUUCUUGGAAUAUUCCCGUACAAGAUAAGCACUUCAAGUUUCGAGGCAUCAAGAUCGCGUUACGUAGUACUGGCUAUCAUCAGCUGCAUCACCUGCGUUUAUCAACUAGCAAGAUUUUAUGAAAUCAACAUAUUAGGAGAAAAAAGGGAUAGUACAGCCGCAAAAAUUCAAGACAACUGUUAUACUAUGCUUGGAAGUUUCGUGCUAAUCGUCUCGUUUAUUUUGAGUGGUCCACGAAUGCGCUUACUAAAGACCAUAUUAGAAAUUUCUACAAAAUUACCUCCGAAAUCGUAUGAUAAACUAUCCAAGUUAAUACACACCAAAGACAUAUUUGGUUUUCUCUGGUUAAUCGGCCCAACGUUGCUAUCAUUUCUACAUUUCUAUCAAGAUGUCAAUCAAAAUCUCAGUGUGUUUUUAACAUUAGGAAUAAUGGAUCAUUACAUUAGCUUACAAUUAUUUCCAAUGGAUAUGUUAUAUAUGAAUUGUGUUUGUAUACUAAAAGCUUGCUUUAAAAGAAUUGAUGACAAUCUGAUCCAUCUACGAGAGAUUUAUCUCAUAGUAAAUGAUAAGUCGCGAUUUCCUAGAUUGAUCUAUCAUCAACAAAGAAACAUAUUGGAAGAACUUAAAACUUUUGAAAAACAAUAUCUGUUGGUUAGCAACGCAGUGCAAAUGUUAAAUAUAAUUUUUACACCACAGCUCCUCGCAACUUUUAUUAUAGUUUUCAUCGAGAUUACUUUCGAAAUAUAUCUGCAUACGGUGCAAUGGCAAAACGGACUGUCCAUUAAUCUGAUGGAGCAGAUUCAUAAACCAUUCUUUGUGUCUUACAUUAUGUAUCAUAGUAUAAAAAUAAUGUUAAUAGUAUGGGCUUGCGAAACCGGUAAAAAUCAAGCUAUAAAGAUUACCACCACCGUUCAUGAUUUUCUUAAUAGCGCUAAUGACAAGUAUCUAAAAAAUGAGUUGCAGACGUUUUCUUUACAAAUACUGCAUCGCGAUAACACAUUUUCUGCGAAAGGUCUUACUGUGGAUGCGACUCUCCUCACUGCGAUGGUGGGUACAAUUACCACGUACCUCUUAAUUUUAAUUCAAUUCUUAAUAACGGCCCAUACUUGCGACGCAAAAACUGGAACUUAACAUUAAACAAUCUAAUUUGAAAAGAUGAUGUAAAAUUUGAAAAGAUGUAAGUAUAAAUUAAAGGAAUAUAAUAAUAAAUUUUUGUAUAUAAGCAUAUAUGUAUAUAUAAAAAAUAAGAUAAAUGAAGAUUAACAUGUUUGAAACCAAAGAACUACAAAAAGGAUUAUGUAAGUUAGCACGAAACUUAGUAUGCAAUAAUUAUAAUCACUCUGCUAUUAUCACAUUUUUAAAAGUUAAAUAAUUAAUAUAGCGAUACAAUCCGA